Molecule: messenger RNA, 987 nt
Organism: Phaeoacremonium minimum UCRPA7
Lineage: Eukaryota; Fungi; Ascomycota; Sordariomycetes; Togniniales; Togniniaceae
Product: putative covalently-linked cell wall protein
Exons: 3
Coding region: 1-987 (328 amino acids)
Biological process (GO): fungal-type cell wall organization
Cellular component (GO): fungal-type cell wall
Molecular function (GO): structural constituent of cell wall
Source: RefSeq, a predicted model, not a curated record
AUGAAGAGCGCAUUUGUUGUUCUUGGCGCCAUCGCCGGCUCCGUGGUCGCCCAGGGCGUCACUGACAAGAUCUCCCCUGACGGUCUCGCCCCCGAGGGCUGCUCGGCCACCUACGACGGAACCUUUGAGAUUUCCAUCGCCCAGGUCGUUGGUGCUGCCAAGCGCGGUCUGCCCCAGAAGCGUGCUGCCUGCAGCGGUGACGGUAUCCUCGUCUCUACCCUGAGCGACGGUGUCAUCUCCGAUGCCAAGGACCGCAUCGGCUACAUCGCCUCCAACUACCAGUUCCAGUUCGAUGGCCCGCCUCAGGCUGGUGCCAUCUACACUGCUGGUUUCACCGUUUGCGGCAACGGCUCCAUUGCCCUGGGCUCCUCUACCACCUUCUGGAUGUGCAAGUCUGGCGACUUCUACAACCUGUACGACCGUAGCUGGGCUGCUCAGUGCUCCCCCGCCGAGCUGGUUGUCCUCCCCUGCGGUGGCGAUGCUGCCGCCAGCCAGGCCACCGACGGACAGGUUGUCGGAACCAAGAUUGUCACCACCACUGUCGUCAAGCCCCUGAGCGACGGCCAGCCCCAGGUCAUCACCACUGAGGUCCCUGUUCCUAUCUGCCAGAUUGGCGAUGGCCAAGUCCAGGUUAUCACCACCCCCUGCGCAUCCAUCACUGCUGUUGCCACCAGCAACCCCGCUCCUGUCUCUCAGUACUCCGACGGCCAGAUCCAGGUCACUCCCCCUGGCUCUGUCAUCGUUUCGGGCACCGCUUCGGUACCCGUUGUCGUCACCACCCCCGCCUCUGUCCCCAGCGGCACUGCCACCGUGGUCCUGCCCACCGAGUCUGCUCCCUCGAGCAUCCUCACCACCGUCGCGACUGUCUCCAGCUCCAGCCCGGCUGCGACCACCUCAGUGGUCCCGGCCAACGGCGCUGGCCGUGUCGAGAUGGGCUCCAUCGCCGCCCUGGCCGUUGGUCUUGUUGGCGCUGUUGCCUUCCUAUAA